GACCAUUUUUUGAGUUUUUUUAGAGAACCCGUAAAAAGAAGUUGAGGAAGUUCAAAUCUAAAAAAUUCCGAUCUUGUAAUGGUUAUCUGGAAAGUGAAGUGAAAAGAUUGGAAUAUAGAAUAUCGGGCCAGGAUAUUUGGAAUUGUGGCGUUUUAAUUAAUACUUUUUUCAGUCUUAUUCGUGCGUGUGCUCCAGAUAUUUUAUGAUUUCCUGAUUGAAAUCAUAGGAGGUAAACUGAAAAUUGCCGCAAGAUCAAACGCAGACAAUGGAGCGAACCCGAGUAUGAAAGUCAGAAUCUUUUGAUGAAGAGCGUAUGUGAUUCCGGUGGAGAGGGAUUGAGAUUGGAGGGUUUGAAUAAAUCCUGAGAAGAUGAAUGCGGUGGGGAGGAUAGGCAGCUAUAUUACUAAAAGCGUAUACACUGUCUCUACACCCUUCCACCCGUUCGGCGGUGCUGUAGAUAUAAUUGUGGUGGAGCAACCAGAUGGGAGUUUCAAAUCCUCUCCUUGGUAUGUCCGUUUUGGGAAAUUUCAGGGGGUUCUGAAGGCGAAAGAGAAGCUGGUUAAAAUCUGUGUCAAUGGUGUGGAAAUGGGUUUCCAUAUGUAUCUUGAAAAUGAUGGGCAAGCCUGUUUUCUGAGGGAGGUGGAUGGAGAUGAGGCAUCUUGUGGAGGUGGUGGUGAUGAUGACACAACAAAUGUACUGUCCAAUAAUAAUACUAGGUUGUCUGUGAAGUCCAAAAGCUGUGAUUUUGUUGGUAUGGAAUCGAUUUCAGCUGCCAAGAUUGGUAUGGGGGAUGGUAAUGUAGUGGUUAGGGAAAAGCCACACCGGUCUGGGAUUUUGGGAUAUGUUUUCGGAAGGAAAGCAACAAAAGAAGGCGGAGACGAAAAGGGUAGUGAUGCAAGAAAUGAUGACAAAUCUUUGGAGCAUUCUGCGGAGAUUGCUUCUGAUCUUUUGGAGGUAAAAUGGUCUACCAAUCUAGACUCCCCCAAAUUCCUUAAAGAUAGUAAUAAUAAUGCACCAGAGGAAAGUAGUGAUUUGAAAGGUGACUCGAAAAAUGAAGAUGGUGAUGAUAAGAGUGCUUCCAUUGGUGAUAAAAGUGCAGAUAGUUCACUCUCUAGCCCGCAGUGUAUUGGGGACAUAAAUUCUAAUAUUAAUUUAAUGUCAUGCACAUGCUCCCAUGAUCAAGAGAACCCUGAAGCUGAAGUGAGUUCAAUUGUUGAAGUAGAAUCUCAGACCGUCCUUUGCAUUUCAAGUAUCAGUAGUGCAACAUGCAAAGCACAUAGUACAAAAGAUGGCAAAAGUAGCCCAUGUCAGAGUCCACCUGAAGCUAAUCCUGUUUUUUCCUUCGAAAGUUCUGUUACAUCAGUGAGCUCAUCAGAGGAAGAGGAUCAGCUCCUCUUUGGUGACCUUGAUGAUGGAAGUACCAACAAGGAGAAGACAAACAGCUUGCAUGAUCCUGAAGAAGUGGUUGAGUCUCAUGUUCCACUCUAUGACAUUAGUUCUUCUUCAAACAAAUAUGAUGAAGACAAUAAACCAUUUGUUUCUUAUAGAAGCAGCAAGUUGACGAGCGCCGUUAGCAAUGCUGACAUUCCUGUAAAGCAUGAUAAGGCUCAACGAAUGGCCAUAUCUUUACCCAAUAUGUGGCCUCAUCAUGAUAACCAAUUUUCCAGCCAAGUUUCUUGUGAGAUAUUAUCACAACACAUCAUUGAAGAUCCUUCAAUUUGUCAAGAACUGAAUGAUAGGCUGACUGUUCCAGUAACUGAUGAAACUACUUUCGGGGGAAAUUUGUCUCUACCAAUUGAUAGCUGUGGUGAAAGCGAGGUGAUGGAUCUGCCACAGCCUUCUAUGGAUGACGACAAUGUAAAAACUGGUGCUGGAAGUCUUACCAAAGGUACAGGUGGCAUAAGCACAGAAGAGGAUUUGAUUAAGGUCACUAAGAAGAUAAAAAGGGCAUUCACUCCAACAUCCGAACAGAUCGCCUCUUUGAACCUUAAGGAGGGGAAAAAUGAAGUUAUCUUCACAUUCUCAACUCCAAUGCUUGGGGAGCAGAAGGUGGAUGCUCAGAUUUAUCUGUGGAAAUGGGACAUGCGUAUUGUGAUAUCUGAUGUUGAUGGGACGAUAACAAGAUCUGAUGUUCUGGGACAAUUCAUGCCUUUGGUUGGGGUAGAUUGGUCGCAGACAGGCGUUGUACAUCUCUUUUCCGCUAUUAAGGAAAAUGGAUAUCAGAUGCUCUUCUUAAGUGCCCGUUCUAUUUCUCAGGCCUAUAUUACUAGACAAUUUCUAGUUAAUCUCAUGCAAGACGGAAAGGGAAUGCCAGAAGGUCCAGUUAUUAUAUCACCUGAUGGACUUUUCCCUUCUUUAUUUCGUGAAGGUCACUUGGCAAUUUCCUUCCAUUAAUGCCUUAGGUGGUUCGAAGAGCGCCACACGAAUUUAAAAUAGCAUGCCUGGAGGAUAUUAAGGCACUGUUUCCUUCUGAUAGGAACCCCUUUUAUGCUGGUUUUGGGAACAGAGAUACUGAUGAGAUUAGCUACCUUAAAGUUGGAAUACCUAAGGGAAAAAUUUUCAUCAUAAACCCAAAGGGAGAAAUUGUUGUGAAUAGACAUAUCACCAACACAAAGUCAUACACUUCCCUUCACGUUCUUGUAAACGGCAUGUUUCCAGACUUUUCCUCGUCCGAGCAGGAGGAUUUCAAUUCAUGGAACUUUUGGAAACUUCCACCUACAUAAUACCCCAGUGUGGGAGCUGCUAGAGGAAUCUCAGCAUUCUUUGAUGUGGUUGAAGAUUCCUAGAAACAUCCAGACUGUACGGAUGACGUUGAAAGCUGGCCGUGCAGGAGGCUACGGAGCAAUAGAUCAUAUUGCCAGCCAUUGGUUACAGUUGAUAUGCAUGCAGCAGAAGGUAGUAAUGUUCAUCAAAUAAGUCCCACUAAACCAGUGGCAUCAACUUUUGCUCAACCUCAUCAAUCAUCAUAGUCCAUAGAUAGAUGGCGCUAUUUGCUAUGCUUGUAUAGGGCUCGUCCACAUAUUUUGUAUAUUUAUAGGUAUUUGAUAUAUUGAACAAUGAAUGAUAGUAAUUGAUCAAUAUCCUUUCAUUGGUAAUAAUACAUUUUAUAUUAGGAAAAUGUAAUAAUGAUAUAUAGUGAAUAUCUUGUGCAUCUCCAACAGUAACUAGUGAACGUUUUUUUGUCAAAAUGUUUUGUG
This is a messenger RNA of Cuscuta epithymum, 3197 nucleotides long. The record is from the annotation of a GenBank genome assembly. NCBI's taxonomy places the organism in Eukaryota, Viridiplantae, Streptophyta, Magnoliopsida, Solanales, Convolvulaceae.